UCGGUGCAGUACCUCUAGCCGCCAGCGGAGGCCGCUUGUCCUCGGUGUUUCCCAGCACUUGCGGCCGCGAUGGGUGAGACGGAGGCCGGGGAUAAUGCCGCGGAGAGACCGGAUCCGGCCCCCGAACCCACCGCCGAGGAGCCGGUGCUGUGGAGCCCCGAGGUCGAGGUGUGUCUAUUCCACGCCAUGCUCGGCCACAAACCGGUCGGUGUGAAUCGGCAUUUUCACAUGAUCUGUAUCCGGGACAAGUUCAGCCAGAACAUCGGGCGCCAGAUCUCAUCCAAGGUGAUUUGGGAUCAUCUGCGCAGUAUGUACGACAUGCAGGCUCUGCAUGAAUCUGAGAUUCUCCCUUUUCCAAAUUCGGAAAAGAACUUUAUUCUCCCUGAGGACAUAAUCCAGGAGGUGAAAGAAGGUAAAGUGACAUCAGAGGAAGAAAUUAAAGAGGAAAUAAAGGAAGAGGUGGAUCUGCACAUAGGCUCCGAUGAAGCUUUCACCAAUUCCUCUGGAAAUACAGCAAAAGGUACAGACAAACCAAGCGUCAAAGAGAAGGAAAGAACGUUGUCUGAAUCGGGCGCCAAGGAAUCCGGGGACAAGAGGAAAAGGAGCCGACUGACGGAGAAAGUCCUAAAUGCCAACAGCAACCCAUCCAGCCCAAACGCCAACAAGAGGAGGCGCACAUAGUGUGUCAUGUGAUGGCUGCGAUGGGCUUGUGUAUGGUCUCUCUGGGUUUCCAGUGUUCUACUCAAACAAAAAUCUCAGGUUCUUGGUGAUAGCAAGCAGUCUGAGCAAGUUGGCUGUCUCCAUGGCGAUGUAGUAAAUCUCACGGCACGCAGUUUUCAAUGAGGUGCUCUGGCUGCACCUGCAAUCCUUGUGGUCAUGAUUUUUAAUGAGCCUGUUUUAUGAAUGUGCUAAUUGUCUGUGCCAGGCACUGGGAGUCAGGGGCGGUUGGAUGAGAUUUCACCCUGCGAGAUGUGUUGUACCCUAGCAUAGCAUGUAGAACGUGUAUCAUGGCUGCUCUGUCCACGCGUGACUUGCCACGUUACAGUCAGUUUCCUCGGCACGGUCAUUGCUAUGGAAGUGUUUACAGGGAUGGAUUGUGUCCUUUACAUUCAGGGGAGUGUUGUUGAAACAAGAUGUGACAUAAACUCACGUAAAUACAAGCCUGGGCAUUCCUCCAACAGUGCUGUCUGUCUGUAUGCCAUACCUAAACUGGCACUCAUACUAUGUAACUGAAAAUUCAAGAGAAGUAAAAGCACAAUCCAUGGGUAACGUCUAGUUAGCUAUUAACUUGUUCCAAUUCACUACGAAACCUGUAUGUGAGCAUUUUACAUUGCGACCUGUUUGUUGCAACUUGUUAUUUAAUUCUGUUUUUAAUGAUAUUUUAAGCUUUUGUACAUAAAGUGUUGUUCUACUCCA
Pelobates fuscus (common spadefoot toad) is the source of this 1416-nucleotide messenger RNA. RefSeq names its product MRG domain binding protein (gene MRGBP). NCBI's taxonomy places the organism in Eukaryota, Metazoa, Chordata, Amphibia, Anura, Pelobatidae. The transcript has 5 exons. Bases 70 to 681 code for a protein of 203 amino acids. Gene Ontology annotation, biological process: regulation of transcription by RNA polymerase II. Gene Ontology annotation, cellular component: nucleus; NuA4 histone acetyltransferase complex. The record is from RefSeq and is a predicted model, not a curated record.